AUGCAUAUUAUAUUAAACGGGCCGUUCAACAGAUUGUGUCAGUUAGACCGGUGUGUACACAAUGCGUCAUGUAAAAAAUCGUUCUGGCGGACAUGUUUAGUGGACAUUAAGAUCGAUUAUCUUUGUGAAAAUAUCCCUAACCAAGCUGGCAAGGUAGCCAUUGUUACUGGCGGGGCUUUAGGGAUCGGUUACUAUAUAUCCAAGGGACUAGUUUCCAAGAGCGUUCAUGUUUUUAUUGGUGCGAAAUGUAAACAGACAGCAAUGGCUGCCAUAGACAGAAUACAUGAAGACUUUCCAAAUGCUAAAAUUGAUUUCAUCCAGUUAGAUCUGGCAUCCCUGCAGUCGGUAAAAUCGUUUGCAGAGGAAUUUCUGUCUAGAGAUCUUCCUUUACAUAUACUGAUAAAUAAUGCUGGUAUAAUGAUGCCACCAUACGAAGAAACUGUCGACGGUUUCGAAAGCCAGUUUCAAGUGAAUUUUCUGAGUCACUUCUACUUGACACAGUUACUUCUCGCUAAAUUGACACAAUCUGGCAAAGAUGAGCGGUGGUCAAGAAUAGUAAAUGUGUCUUCGUAUAUGCAUCGUAUUGGCCGACCGUUUAUCACUAAACUUGGACAAAGGGCCCAGACAUGGUUCGAAUACUCGUCGCAUAAAGCAUACGCAGAUUCGAAAUUGCUGAUCGUGGCCGCCACUCUUGCACUACACCAUCAGCUGCGCGCAUCUGGCGCGCCUGUUUCCGCUUCAGCUAUACACCCAGGCAUCGUGACGUCCGGUUUGUGGCGCCACCUGACGUGGGUACAUAGAAAGCCGAUCUCCUUGCUGGGAAAAUAUAUUUUUCUGACACCUGAGAAAGGCGCAGUUACCGCAUUGUUUUCCGCGUUGUCACCUGAUCUAGAAGGCAAGAGUGGGUGCUACUACGACAAAUCAGCGAACACCAUUCCGGCAAGUUUGACGCAGGAUGCGCAAUUUCAGACAGAAGUGUGGUCCAAGAGUUUGUCUUUGAUUGACAGUUGUGUACAAUCUUCGGAGUGAUGUGUAUUUAAAUUUUAUAUAAUAAAUGUUGAAAGGUG
Dreissena polymorpha is the source of this 1067-nucleotide messenger RNA. Its product is annotated as dehydrogenase/reductase SDR family member on chromosome X-like. The transcript is spliced from 8 exons. The record is from RefSeq and is a predicted model, not a curated record. Lineage: Eukaryota; Metazoa; Mollusca; Bivalvia; Myida; Dreissenidae. Bases 1 to 1029 code for a protein of 342 amino acids.